AUGGCAGGCGCUCGAGUCGAUGACCCCAGCUACCUCAUCGCAUCCAUGAAGGAAUGGGGCACUCCAGAUGACGUCCAACAGGCACUGACGGGCAAGGGUUAUACGACCGUUGCGCUGGUUGCUCAUGCACUGCCCGAGCCUGAUGCGCUCGAACCCUUUCUCCUGGCCGUUCUGGGCCGCCCGGCUAACCACAUCCCCGGGGAAGCACUUUUCUCCCCUGCUGCUUCAGGCCUGCGACGUGUGGUGAAGGCAUGUCAGGACAUGGUUGGUGUGUCUGGCAGUCCGGAUCCGACAUCUCCUCUACAGCAGUUGUCGCCAUCUAAGACAACACGCCUGUCUGCCGCCGAAGUGUCCCAACUUAAGACUGCCUUCCAGACCAAGUACCCUUCCGAGCUCCUCACAGCCGAGCUCACACCGUCGCUUCCCUUUCUGAUGCUCUUGAAGGAAGGGCUGGAUGCCAAGCAGCUCCCCUGGGUCCCCUGGCGCUCUCGCACCAGCGAGGCAGACGCUGUGGCAUUCACCGAACGUCGCAAGCCUCGCACCGACAAUGCCAUGCUGCUGACGUUGCUCCAAGGGUCUUCGGACGAUGAUUUGCAGGCUCCGAUCCCGCAUCAAGGACCAGUGGAGCCGAUUGUACGUCGCUUCUUUGGUCUCAUGUGCAACGGCCUCGCUUUGCUGGAUUCGGUGCACUUGCUUCCACUUCGCAAGCUUAUGGAGAAGUUCGUGGGGUUGGCGGUUGCGCAACCAGUCGACAAGAGUCUUCGUUCCCCCUCCCUUCAGGAGGUGAUGGAAGCGGAUCGCGUGGUUUGGCUUGGAGUUUCCGCUUUGCAGCAGGAGAACGCUUGGUCUUUGGCUGAUGCGAUUGCCGAAAUGACGCACAUUCGUCCCGAUAUGCAUGCAGCCUUGGCACCCCGGGUGAAGGCGGCGUUGACUCCUGCACCUGCUUCUGAGCGAUCCUCACGCAAACGUGCGGCCAGUCGUGACGGGUCGCACCGGCAGCCAAAGGCCAAAGCCCAGAAGAACAAAUCCUCUCCCUCGUCUGCUGCCAAGGACAAGGUGACCCCGUCUCGCUGGCCCACCAAUUGGGCUCGGGAGAUCUCUGGGAAAGGGGUCUGCAUUCGCUUCCACACGUCCAAGUGCAAGAACAAGUCUUGCCGCUACUCCCAUAAGUGUCCCAUCUUGAUGGCCAAUGGUGCACCAUGUGGCGCGGACCAUGUUGGGGUGGCUUCGGGGGUCAGCGGGGCUCUCGGGCCACCCUUGGAUGCUGUGGUCGGGAAUCCGACCGGUGUCUGCCUGCCCGACGUUGGGGCUCCCUUGCCUGGUUCAGCUGAAGAUUUCGCUUCCCAAUUCUUUCUCCGUGCAGAGGCACCCUGCGCCUCUACAAUUUUGCAGCUUGCUGACUUGCUGUUGGCUGAGUGCUCUGAUCGUGACGCCAGGUUUGCUGUGGGCAAAUCCGUUUCUGCAGGCUUGGCGAUUCGCAAGGGAGCACAUCUUCGUCCUGCAACAGUCUCCCAUCCUCAGUCUGUGAGACUAGUUAAUCGUUUUAUCUCCAUGCUCUCACCCGCGUUUCUGCACAGCAGUUUUGUGAUCAUCGAUGGGGUAGAAUCGGCUCCUCAUCGUGAUCGCCUCAACGCAGCCAUCCCGAACAUUGUCCUUCCCAUCAGUCGCUUCCGCGGCGGUGAGCUGCUGAUUGAGUGCCAGGACGGUUCGGAUGUUCUUGAGUGCCCCAGUGGUCCUCUUGCUGCUCGGCGCCUUUCUCCCUCUCAGGGCCCCGUCGUGUUCAAUGCCCGGGACUGUUUCCACACCGUCGCUGCCGCACAAGACCGCCGUGUGGUGGUGGCUGCCUACACUCUGCAAGUCUGUGUCGCAGAGCCUGAUCAAAUCGCGCACCUGGCGCCUCAGCUCCGUGACCUCGGCUUCCGGCUUCCCACCCCCUUCGACACGGCCUUGGUGUCUGCCCGGGAACCUUAUAAUCUUCCACUUGCUCCCCAUCAGUGGACGCUAAUGCCAGAUUCAUCCCCAUGCCCCUCUCUAUCUGCUGAUCCCGAACACAGGGUCGAGGCUGGCUGCAACUCCCUGCCGUGUCAGGGCCCAGCCUCUUCCCCGUCCUCGCCAUGCUCGGAUGGCCCGGCUUUCCCAGGUCCAUCUGCCCCACGCUUGUUCCUGGAUCUCUUCGCUGGGGCUCGUGCUCCGCUUUCGGAGGCAAUGGCUACGCUUCUGGCCGACCGCUUCGAGCCUGUUGACAUCAUCUUCGCCACUGAGUUUGAUCUCCUUCGCGACGACAGAUUCGAGCUGCUUUGCCGGGUUGCAGAUUCCGGCCUUGUCGGGGCAGCUUGUGCGGCACCGGUCUGCUCUGACCAUUCGGUUCUGCGUCUCAAACCUGCGGGACCGCCACCGGUUCGUACUCCUUCUGAAAUCGAUGGUUGCUUGCACAACUCAUGGUCGGACCCGCUCAUGCAGGCUUGGUUGCAAUCGGUCGCCCCGUUCGCGGCCCAGGUGGCCGCUUGCAAGGUUGGUCGUCCUUGGGCAAAGCGCUGGCUCUUUGUGUCUAACCGGGCCGAGAUUUUGGAGAUCGCGUCCGUUUGCGAUCACGGGCACUCCUCGCAUGAGCCCUUGCCACGGGGCCGCUUGGCUGAUGGAUCCUUUGCUUCACGCUUGACGGCAGAAUACCCUCCGGACUUGGCUCAGUCCCUGGCUUCACUCGCCAGUCGCUUUGUGACCCGCUCUGAUCGGGUGGUUCCUCUGGAUGCAUGGCGUUCGGUGCUUCCGGCGGCGCCUGUUUGGACACAGCCGCGUAUGCGGGUGGAAGAUGGCGGCGGUCUUCGUAGCACGGCGGCCUGGUUGUCUCCAUCCGGCCCUGACUACCUUCGGAGUCUCCGUUUGAACUGGACGCAAAGGCUUUUUGAUUCUGGCCUUUGCCUAAAAAUUUCAGCUGCUUUGCGGGCAGGCUGUGAUGCAGCUCCCAUCUCUCCGGCUGAGCUUGCGCCGUUCUUGGAUGAUCUGUGCGAUUUCCUCGAGGUUCCCACGUCGGAGCGCCCAGCUAUCUUGGAGGUUCCGCAGGGCCAGCCUUUUCGUCUGCAUCUCCUGCAACGUCUCCUGGAGUGCUGCCAGGACCCGGAGGCCCGCGUCUGCCCGGACUUGGCUUCCGGCGUCCGUCUGGAAGUCGAUUGCUUGCUCGAACCUUCGGUUCACUGGCCCAAGCGGGAUGAGGUGCAUCCUCUUUCGGAACUGGUGAUCUGCGACGGAUCCUGGAAGUCUGCGUCUGAUCAUCCCCAAGAGGUCUUGCAGAUGCUCGAGGAAGAGCUGGCAGAAGGCUGGAUUUCCGAGUACCCCUCGUUGCAGGCCAUCCAGGCCACCUUUCCGCAGGUCGCCUGCGGUAAGUUAGGGUUUGUCCAGGCCGAGGGCCGCUCGGCACGCUUGGUGGUUGAUAGUUCGAUUAGUGGGGUUACGGGCUCUUGCCAGAUCCCGAAUCACAUGCUGAAUCCGCGGCUCUGCGACAUCGCUGCUUGCGCCCCAGAGCAGGUUCCUUCUGAGCCGUGGGUGGGGGUCUCUCUGGACGUUCGCAAAGCGCACCGGCGGGUUCUGCUGGCCUGGGCGGAUCGCGCUCUCGUCGCUUUUUCGUUUCUGGGACGCUUCUUUAUCUCCAACAACCUGAAUUUUGGAGCCAGGGCAUCGGCUUUCUGGUGGGGUCGAAUAGCCGGUAUGCUCAUGCGUCUUUCGCAUGCGGUCAUACGUCUUCCUCACUUGAUGUGGGAUUAUGUCGACGAUUUUUUGGCGGCAUUCCGCUCUUCUACAGCACCACUCCAUGCCAGCCUCUGGCUCGUUCUCUUCAUGUCGCUGGGGGUUCCACUGAGUUGGAACAAGUGCACCUGGGGCGAGUCGAUUCGUUGGAUUGGCUGGGAUCUUCGCUUCGAUGUUUGGACUGCCGAGCUUCCGUGGGAGAAACGUGCCCGCAUCCUUGACCAGCUGCGAUCCCUGCUUUCUUGCAAACGCAUUCGGGUGCGUGACCUCGAGUCAGCGUUAGGUCGGUUGCUGUGGCUCUCUGGCCUGCUGGUCUGGAUGCGACCUCUUCUCUCACCGGUGUACAAGGUCCUGACCCAGUUGCCAUCCACCUCCAUUGCGGUGUCACCUGCACUCUGGGAUCGGCUCUUGGCUGCUUGCGACGACGAGUGUGUCAUCCGGCAGUCCACUGGCCACGCGUCCCUCCCGAAGUCGGCGCGGGUGAUCCGCGUCGCUAACACUUUCGUCACGUCCAAGCAGCAGCUCCUGGAUACGCCGUUUCGCAAGCACCGCCUCUGGGUUACCGUGCAAGAUGCCGAUCAUCCCUACCGUGUGGUUGAUGAGCCGGCUCGCGAAGCAAUCCAUGCUUGGGUGAUGGCACUCGAAAGUGCACCCCUAUCCUGCUCACUGCUGCGCCCGACACCACUUCUGCUCAUUGCCGAAGCUGACGCAUUUGCUGAUGCGUCCCUGUGCGGCCUCGGCGGGUACAUCUCUUGGCCUUCCGGGAAAUGCUCCUGGUUUAGUGUCACCUUGACUGCUGAGGAUGUGGCGCGAUUGUGCGAUGUCAUGCCUGCACCUUUGCAAUCGCAUAUUGCCGCCUUAGAAUUGCUGGCUCAGCUUUGUCUCUUGUGGGUCACUCAUGCUGCGCUUCCUGGGUGCCGUACGGCACUAGAGGUGGCGCUGCGCUGCGAUAAUUCGGCAGCAGAAGCAGCUGCUCACAAAGGGUUGUCGUCUGUUCGUUCCCUUGCCUGGGUUCUUCGCAGGUUCUAUGCGUGCGAGCAAAGCUUCAAUAUUCGAGCUGCUCCAGAACAUAUCCCGGGUUACCGCAAUGUGCUGGCCGACGAGCUGAGCCGCCUCGGCACUUCGACUCCUCCUUUGGCGCUGGAAGACCGCUGUGCUCCACCACUCGCAGAGCUGCUGCGUGCCCCCACUCGGCUCCGGCUGGGCCCUCCGCCUGCAUCUGCUCGCUGGCCAUCCUACCUCGAGCAGCUUGCGUAG
Messenger RNA from Symbiodinium natans, 4998 nucleotides. The record is from the annotation of a GenBank genome assembly. Lineage: Eukaryota; Dinophyceae; Suessiales; Symbiodiniaceae.